AUGCUAUUAACGUAUUUUACCGCUACCACGUUUCUGGCGGUCAGUGGGACCCUUGCUUUGUCCCGAUUUUCUGAUCCACAAGAUCCUUCAACCACCAUAAUCAAGGAGCCCAACGAGGGCGCUGCAACUCUUGUUAAAGCCGCAUAUGGCGAUGAUAUCUACUACUGUUUCGUUCAACUUCUCCUCGCUUGGGGCUGCAAUGGUAUAAGCGACACUCCCAUUGGGAAAUAUCACGAUGGUACCUGCGUCCCAUUGAAUGAGAGCAAUGCCUACGAAACCUCUACAAUAUGCCACACGGCCAAGAUAGCCCUCUUCUAUGACGACCUGCCUGACGGAGUUGUUAAGGCUGUUGAGCCAACCGAUGUCGAUUUCAACUGGGUCCUCGACUCUCCAAAGGCCGGCUUUCUCUACUUUGCUGAUGACAACAAUCGGGGAGAAGUGUGGUCUCCAUUACAGCAAGAUGCUCACACACCAGCGACCUACGUGCUGGGGACGGCUACUCCUGAAUAUCUUUAUUUCACCGAGACAAAUUCCCAAUCUCAUGAGUCUUCGCCUCAACAGCAUGAGUUGGUGUGA
Molecule: messenger RNA, 576 nt
Organism: Penicillium lagena
Lineage: Eukaryota; Fungi; Ascomycota; Eurotiomycetes; Eurotiales; Aspergillaceae
Exons: 2
Coding region: 1-576 (191 amino acids)
Source: RefSeq, a predicted model, not a curated record